ACAUUUAACACAGCAAUUUUUACUCUGAAUAAAUAAUUCCACGCUAUAUACAUUCCUGAAACUCCUUUCCCCAACAAAUGUUGUCGCGAGCAAAUUCCGCAUCUUGACACUACCACUAUAACAAAGAGCCAUGUCCGAGUCUCUCAACGUGAUCGCCUUAAUAUCAGGUGGAAAAGACAGUUUCUUUUCAACAAUCCAUUGCAUUCAAAAUGGACAUAAAGUCAUCGCUCUUGGGAAUCUCCAUCCACCCCUCACUGAGCCUGAAAUAAAAGAAGAGAAUAUUACCCAUAAGGAUGAAAAUGAUCUUAAUAGCUUCAUGUAUCAGACGGUAGGACAUACAGUGAUACCGUUAUAUGAGGAGGCGUUGGGGAUUCCGCUGUAUCGACAGGCUAUUGUUGGGGGUGCUGUUCAGACUGCGGCGAGCUAUGCUCAUGCGGAGCCCAGAAGUUCCGGGGCUGGGAAGUUGGUAGCGGAAGAGAGUCAUUUGGAUGGGGGUGAGGAUGAGACGGAAUCUCUCGUUCCCCUUUUAAGAGGCAUUAUGCAUGCUCAUCCGGAAGCAAAUGCUCUUAGUACAGGCGCUAUACUCUCCACUUAUCAACGAACGCGCGUGGAGUCCGUAGCAUUACGAUUAGGACUGAUUCCUCUCUCGUUCUUGUGGCAAUACCCGAGUCUUCCGCCUAGGAUGCAAAUUUCUCUGCUGCAGGAUAUGGAAACUGCAGGGUUGGAUGCGAGGAUUAUCAAGGUGGCAAGUGGUGGGCUUGAUGAGAGUUUUUUGUGGGAAAAUGUUGCGAGUGGGAAGGGAAUGCGCAGAGUGGAAAGGGCGAUGAAGAGAUUUAGUGUUGAUGGUGAUGGAGCUGUAUUAGGUGAGGGUGGGGAAUUUGAGACGCUGGUUGUGGAUGGGCCACGUUGGCUGUUUAGGAAAAGGAUAGAGGUUGAGAUGAAAAAUUUGAGGGUCGUCAGGGAAGGUGGAGGUUCUGCUUGGUUACAGAUUAGUGAUGUGUCUUUAGUGGAUAAGGAAAUUGGUGAGAAUGAGGAGAUAUCCUGUCGAGUGCCGGAAUUGCUCGAUCAGAGGUCGUUGGAGAUUCUAUCUGCAUUGAAAAAUAACAAGGAUUUUGACGACCUGUCUACGUCAAGUACAGCGGACGGCGAAUCACCGAUAUCAUCAGGGUGGGAGCUUAAAUCCCCUAUUUUUAACAGGGUUGAGAACAGUAACAUGCUACAUUGGACAAUUGUACCAGAAAGUGGUUCUUGUUCAUCAAUAUCAGAGGAAGCAAAAAGCGUUGUAGAAACAAUAAGAGAGCGACUUGAUCAGGCAUCACUGUCAACCACUGACAUCGUUUCUACCAUGAUUAUGCUACGCUCAAUGGAAGAUUUCACAACAAUCAACCAGGUACUAUCAACCCCAAGCUUAAUAACUAAUAAACAUAUCUCUAAUAAAUUUCCAGAUUUACGGUACUCUCUUUCCACAUCCCAAUCCCCCAUCCCGCGUAACUAUCUCCUGCGGCUCCUCGAUGCCCCUGAAUAAAUCCCUAAUAAUUCAUCUCACACUGCAUAUUCCAUCGGACAGCUCGUCGCCCCGCAAAGCUCUACACGUACAAUCACGUUCCUACUGGGCCCCUGCGAAUAUCGGACCAUACUCACAAGCCAGUUCUCUUCCAUCCUCGCAAUCAUCCUCUCAAUUUUUCACCAUCGCAGGGCAAAUUCCUCUAAUCCCUCACACCAUGCUUCUCCCCACCUCAUCAUCCCACUCCCCAACUUUACCAUCACCUACCUUCCACAUCUCUACAGUCCUGUCUCUCCAACAUCUCCUCCGCAUCGCAGACGUCACAUCCAUCAAAUGGUUCACCAGCGCCUGCAUCUACAUACCCUCCCACCAUCCCAACGAGCAAUAUUCCCCAUCCGUCCGCUCAAAAAUCGGCUACCAAGCCUGGAAACACAUCCAUACCCUCCAAUCCUCGGAAUCCGACGACGAAGAACCCCGCGAUCUAUGGGAAGAAAAAUUCCGCUACUCAAACACGUCUCCUUUAACGACCGAAACGACCUCUACCACAUAUCCCGACCACGCGCUCCUACAAGCGGAUACUUGCUCCAUACCGCCAUUCUGGACUGCAGAGGUUGAUUCUUUGCCCCGUGGAAGCGAAGUAGAAUGGCAUGCGCAUUUGGGGAUCUGUGAUGGUCCUAUUACUGUUUGUUUCCUUCUUUUAUUUUGUUCUUUCCUUCUGAGAAGUAUGAUAAUGACUGAUGAUUUUGGUAUUAGAUCUCAGACACCGAAACGCAAGAGCACCGUAGCAAUUCCGUCGCAACGGCAGGUAUGCGCCAUACCGUCCUUAUGUUUCCUCACCAUAGUAUUCCCGAGCCUAGUGUUCUUGUAGAUAAUCACAAUAAUUGCGGUCUACUCCAAUUGGUCUAUGUGGAUACAUCGCUUGUCGAUAUGAGUACGCUAUUAAGUGGAGGAUGGGGAGGUAAAGGGGUGAUACCAUGCAAGAGUCUAUGGGAUGGCGAGGGGAGAAGAUUAAGUUCUGUGAUUAUUUAUUGGAGGGAUGCAAGGUAGAUAUUUAGAAAAUGUUUAUGAUGUUAAACAGUUAAGGAUGUUUUUCGUAUAGCGGAUGAAGAUUCAGUAUCCUAAUUCACUUGAUAAGGAUAUCUACCAUGGAGCUUCGAGUUGUCCAUCUUCUU
Messenger RNA from Sclerotinia trifoliorum, 2676 nucleotides. Lineage: Eukaryota; Fungi; Ascomycota; Leotiomycetes; Helotiales; Sclerotiniaceae. The record is from the annotation of a GenBank genome assembly.